This is a messenger RNA of Brassica oleracea var. oleracea, 2081 nucleotides long. RefSeq names its product probable mediator of RNA polymerase II transcription subunit 37c. Gene Ontology annotation, cellular component: cytoplasm. Bases 64 to 2016 code for a protein of 650 amino acids. Gene Ontology annotation, molecular function: ATP-dependent protein folding chaperone; ATP binding; heat shock protein binding. Lineage: Eukaryota; Viridiplantae; Streptophyta; Magnoliopsida; Brassicales; Brassicaceae. Gene Ontology annotation, biological process: cellular response to unfolded protein; protein refolding. The record is from RefSeq and is a predicted model, not a curated record. The transcript is spliced from 2 exons.
AAAUUACAAAGAAGGAAAAGAAAAAGAAAACGCUCACACACAAUCUCGAUUUUUGAUAUUCUAAUGGCGGGUAAAGGCGAAGGUCCAGCAAUAGGUAUCGAUCUCGGUACUACCUACUCCUGCGUCGGCGUGUGGCAGCAUGACCGCGUCGAGAUCAUCGCCAACGAUCAAGGCAACCGCACAACUCCUUCCUACGUGGCUUUCACCGACAGCGAGCGUCUCAUAGGAGAUGCUGCGAAGAAUCAAGUCGCUAUGAACCCUACCAACACCGUCUUUGAUGCUAAGCGUCUUAUUGGCAGAAGAUUCAGCGACCCCUCUGUGCAAGCAGACAUGAGACACUGGCCAUUCAAGGUCAUCUCCGGUCCAGCCGAGAAGCCAAUGAUCAGCGUCAACUACAAGGGAGAAGAGAAACAGUUCUCCGCAGAAGAAAUCUCCUCCAUGGUCCUCACCAAAAUGCGCGAGAUAGCAGAAGCAUACCUCGGCACAUCCAUCAAAAACGCCGUCGUCACGGUCCCCGCCUACUUCAACGACUCUCAGCGUCAAGCCACAAAGGACGCUGGAGUCAUCUCUGGCCUCAACGUGAUGCGUAUCAUCAACGAACCUACAGCUGCUGCUAUUGCCUACGGUCUCGACAAGAAGGCGUCGAGCGUUGGUGAGAAGAACGUGCUUAUAUUCGACUUGGGAGGUGGGACUUUCGAUGUCUCUCUUCUCACGAUUGAGGAAGGGAUCUUCGAAGUGAAGGCGACGGCUGGUGACACUCACCUCGGAGGUGAGGACUUCGACAACAGAAUGGUUAAUCACUUCGUCCAAGAGUUUAAGAGGAAGCACAAGAAGGACAUCACGGGUAACCCGAGAGCUCUCCGCAGGCUGAGAACAGCCUGCGAGAGAGCGAAGAGGACUCUCUCUUCCACCGCGCAGACUACGAUAGAGAUUGACUCUCUCUACGAAGGGAUCGACUUCUACACUACUAUUACUCGCGCGAGGUUCGAGGAGCUCAACAUGGAUCUGUUCAGAAAAUGUAUGGAGCCGGUGGAGAAGUGUCUGAGAGACGCUAAGAUUGAUAAGAGCAACGUCCACGACGUGGUGCUCGUCGGCGGGUCCACCAGGAUCCCUAAAGUGCAGCAGCUUCUCCAAGACUUCUUCAACGGGAAGGAGCUUUGUAAGAGUAUUAACCCCGACGAGGCCGUCGCUUACGGCGCGGCGGUCCAGGCUGCGAUCUUGACCGGUGAAGGGAACGAGAAGGUUCAAGAUUUGCUGCUUCUUGACGUCACUCCUUUGUCGUUGGGCUUGGAGACUGCCGGUGGUGUUAUGACGGUUUUGAUCCCCAGGAACACGACGAUUCCGACAAAGAAGGAGCAGAUCUUCUCUACUUACUCGGACAACCAGCCUGGUGUGUUGAUCCAAGUCUACGAAGGAGAGAGAGCGAGGACAAAAGACAACAAUCUUUUAGGGAAGUUCGAGCUCAGCGGCAUCCCUCCUGCGCCGCGUGGUGUCCCUCAGAUCACCGUCUGUUUCGACAUCGACGCUAACGGCAUCCUCAACGUCUCGGCGGAGGAUAAGACUACUGGACAGAAGAACAAGAUUACCAUCACUAACGAUAAAGGGAGGCUGUCAAAGGAGGAGAUUGAGAAGAUGGUGCAAGAAGCGGAGAAGUAUAAAGCUGAGGAUGAGGAGCAUAAGAAGAAGGUUGAUGCCAAGAAUGCGUUGGAGAACUAUGCGUACAAUAUGAGGAACACGAUCAAGGAUGAGAAGAUUGCGUCUAAGCUUGAGGCGGCGGAUAAGAAGAAGAUUGAGGAUGCGAUUGAUCAGGCGAUUGAGUGGUUGGAUGGGAACCAGUUGGCUGAGGCUGAUGAGUUUGAGGAUAAGAUGAAGGAGCUGGAGUCGCUUUGUAAUCCGAUUAUUGCGAGGAUGUAUCAAGGUGGUGCUGGUGGCGAUAUGGGUGCUGGAGGGAUGGAUGAUGAUGUUCCUGCUGGUGGAAGUGGUGGUGCUGGACCUAAGAUUGAAGAAGUUGAUUAAGUGUUCCAGCUUUGUUGUUUUGUGAGCUUUUGCUUUAAUCCUUAUGUUUUGUUUGCUUGCUGUUU